CCAUUCCAAAACCAGUACGUGAACUGCAGCAAUUUGGAUCAACCGAGAUAGGUCCGGUUUUAGCGCUGCGAACAUUCUUAUCGCACCAGCGUAGUACAGUACACAUUUGCGUCUAUUUGUUCACUUUUCAGACCUCCACUAGGCAGGAAACUAUCGAUUGCGAAAGCAUUCAUCUAAUUAAUUAGUUUUCUGUUCAUCUAUUUUUCGGGAUGUUUGUAUAAUAGCUUUGCAUAUAUCAGCUGCACAUUUAUGUGCCCAAAUGGGAAUACGGAGCCUACGCCUUCUGAUUCGUGCUGGCAUAAUUCGUAAUAACCUGACAGAUUCGGCAAAUCCAGUUAUAGAAUUCCUUGCACGGGGGAUAUUUCCACUUUGAUAACUGUACCGUCUAUCCCAUCUUGCAGUUGUUAUCUUUAAUUUUUGAACGUGUUACUAUAUUUUUAUCCCAUGGGAAAUAAGAUUAGCAAAGUCAAGCGUUCCUUCAAAAACGACGAGAGCUACCGAGCAUUAUCUGCAUGCUCCGACUAUGAAUCAUCCUCGAAUUCCUCGGUUCUAAGCACCGCGAUAAGCACUCGACAGUUAGCGUCGAAGACCGGCUUCUCCCAAUCCCCCCAUACGCACAAUGAAGAACCGGGACCAGACCACCAGAUUUUCACCACAGACUGCCAGCAGUCAAAGUAUCCCGCAGUCUUUUCAACCCGUCAAUCCCCUGAUGUGGUAUUACGCCAUAGCCAAAUUGCGGCUCAUGAUCAUCAAGCAAUGCAGCCACAACUCAGCACGACAAUUAAAUCACCUGUGCCAAUAUCGCGAUUAAAGCUGAUUACUACAUCACCGCCGCCGCUGAUUAUGGGCGAUAAGGCCAAUGUAUACAAACCCAGCGGCAUAGAAAGGUCAAAUGAUAAAUUGACAAACUAUCAAAGGAAGCCGGAUUGCAGCAGUACCGCCAAUCCGUCUUAUCAUCACCCACCGAAUGGAGGUUAUCGUGCAUCGGAACAGAUGCGGCAUUCUCGUGCAGCAGCGUUGUCGCCGGUCAGUGAGCAGCACCGUUGGGCUUGGAGAAUUCCUGAUACCGGCAACAGUACUGGUCAAAUAAUGGAGCGGCAUGCGAAUGCUUUGCUGCGCGAAAUGAACGAACGAGUUUUGGAUCAACUCAGCAAACCACUACAUCCAAAUGAAGCAUACCACAUAGAAGUUCGCGUGGUGAAAAUUAUUAGAGAUCCACCCGUGAAACAUUACCCUUGUGAGCCAAUGCAUCCCAGAAUGUCCCACUACUGCGAAAAAUUGGCGAAUAUGGGCGAUAGUCGGUAUCGAAAUCAACCGAAACAUGUGCAUGCUAAUGCCGUAUGGUCACCAAAUCGUGCCUGUCCGGACCUUACUCAUGCUGAAUUGGCUCAGCUAGUUAUGCAUAAUCACGAACGGAACAAUAUCCAGUUCAACAACGGCAAACCGUCAACCAAGCGGAUUUCGUCAGGACAUCAGCUCGCAACCGCCCAUAAUCUUCCGGGACAGCCAUCAAAAGGGAACAAACGCAGGCGGAAGUGUACUGGGCAAGAUGUGAUUAUAAAACCAUUGCCCGAGAGACUGGUCAAACCUGCUUCUAGCAGGCCUCAUGUGCAUUGUAAUCAUCCUGAACGCUUACAUAGAAAUUUUACUAAUGGACUUUGUCGGCCUAAGAAAGGCGUAUUUAUUUGAAUAUGAGAUGGCUUGUUGUUGUUGAAAUUUGUAUUUAUUUUAUUUUUUCAUUCUUGCACAAUGUCCAAUCGGAAAAUCUCUUUGUCGCGUUGUUGUUUCCCUUCAGUGACCUAUCAUACUCGGAUUAAACAGACGAAG
This is a messenger RNA of Paramacrobiotus metropolitanus, 1827 nucleotides long. RefSeq lists its product as uncharacterized. The transcript has 4 exons. The record is from RefSeq and is a predicted model, not a curated record. The coding region runs from base 445 to 1689 and encodes 414 amino acids. NCBI's taxonomy places the organism in Eukaryota, Metazoa, Tardigrada, Eutardigrada, Parachela, Macrobiotidae.